GAUUAUCUUGGUUCUAAUUCAUGUGUAUUUAUGCAAGGUUGUCGUAUUGUUCAUGGAGUAACAGGUAUUGAAUCUUGUACAGAACCUCGAAUUACUGUUGUUAAUUCUUAUAUGUCAUCGAAUCCAUUUGUUGUUGAUCAUACACGAUAUGAUACAUUUCGAAAAGAAAAAACAGGUGCAUUAGAAUUUGCAAUGCAUAAAAUGUGGCGCUCAUAUUCACAAAUACAUGAUCUUGGAUCGGGUAAAUAUCCAUGGCCAACAGUAGAACAAGUUGUAGAACGGUUAAACAAAUCUAUUGAAGAACUUGAACAAUCUCGAGAUCUUCUUUUAGAGAAAAAAUCAGAUAGAAUUUUAUUUUAUGAUACAAACAAAAAACAAAUGGGUUUCUUCAAUGCAUCUCCAGUUCCACUAAAUAAAAAAUAA
Molecule: messenger RNA, 423 nt
Organism: Adineta steineri
Lineage: Eukaryota; Metazoa; Rotifera; Eurotatoria; Adinetida; Adinetidae
Source: the annotation of a GenBank genome assembly